Molecule: messenger RNA, 7072 nt
Organism: Aegilops tauschii subsp. strangulata
Lineage: Eukaryota; Viridiplantae; Streptophyta; Magnoliopsida; Poales; Poaceae
Product: alpha-glucan water dikinase, chloroplastic-like
Biological process (GO): phosphorylation
Molecular function (GO): ATP binding; kinase activity
Source: RefSeq, a predicted model, not a curated record
GUAGUGCAAGUUAACAUAUGCAUGUGCCCUGAUACGCGGACGACGGGUCUGAUGCUCGCGUGCAUACAUGCUUUGCGAAUGCAGGUCACCGUGAAGCCCGCGGGCUCGGCGGUGGAGGUCGAGCUGGUGGCGACCAACGCCGGCGGCGCGCUCGCGCUGCACUGGGGCGCCCUGCAGCAGGGGAAAAGGGAAUGGGUGCUGCCGGCCCGGAGGCCGGAGGGGACAAGGGCGGUCGACGACGCCGCCCUCAGGACUCCCUUCAAAAGCUCUGGUUCCAAUUCUACACUGAAAAUCGAGAUUGAUGAUCCAGCUCUCCAAUCAAUCGAGUUUGUUCUCGUCGAUGAGGCACAGAACAAAUGGUCAGUGUGGCAUUCAAGAUCGUCAUCCAGUUUUACAUCUUUAUCCAUGUGUAUGAUUCCAACAAACCUACUUGCCUCUUCAUUGAACAGGUUCAAAAAUAACGGCGAGAACUUCCUAAUCCAUAUACGACCAGGCCACCAUCAGGGACAACAUUCUGCUCCUGCAGCAACAAACCAAAACUUCUCAUCUGAAAAGAUCACACGCAAAAACAGAGAUGUCAUGCAGCUCCUCAGUAAACACACAUCCAGUUCCACCGACGUAAGUAAGGCAACAGAAGCUACUCCAGAUCGGAAUCCCACGGUUCUUGAUCUCUUCCUGAAGUCAUUACAAGAGAACAAUGGUUGCCAAGUCCUCUGCAAAAAGGUCUUCAAACUGGGCGAAAAGGAGAUCUUGGCAUCGAUGUCAGAAGUACAAGGAAAGUUCAAAGUUCACUUGGCCACAAAUCACGCCGAGCCACUUAUUCUCCACUGGGCACUAGCAAAGAAGGCUGGAGAGUGGAAGGCACCUCCUCCAGGCGUAGCACCUGCUGGUUCAACAUUGCUUGAACUGGCAUGUGAGAGUUCAUUCUCUGAUGCUGAACUAGAUGGUUUGCAUUACCAGGUUCUGGAGAUAGAGCUUGAUGCCGACAGCUAUAAGGGGAUGCCAUUUGUCCUCCGGUCUAAUGAAACAUGGAUAAAGAACAACACCUCUGACUUUUACCUUGAUUUUAGCAGAACUGCCAAGACUUCAGAGCAGAAGGAUAGUAGUGAUGCUGGUAAAGGGACUGCAAAGGCUUUGCUAGAAACAAUAGCCGAUCUAGAGGGAGAGGCCCAAAAAUCUUUUAUGCAUAGAUUCAAUAUAGCAUCCGACCUAGUUGAACAAGCAAAAGAUGUGGGACAAUUGGGUCUUGCUGGACUACUGGUUUGGAUGAGAUUCAUGGCCACGAGGCAACUUAUCUGGAACAAGAAUUAUAAUGUGAAGCCACGUGAGAUUAGCCAAGCACAAGAUAGGUUCACAGACAAUCUUGAAAGUCUCUACAGAACAUAUCCACAGUACAGGGAGAUGCUAAGAAUGAUAUUGGCCGCAGUAGGUCGUGGAGGUCAGGGUGAUGUCGGUCAACGUAUUCGUGAUGAGAUUUUGGUAAUACAGAGAAACAAUAACUGCAUGGGUGGAAUGAUGGAAGAAUGGCAUCAAAAACUACACAACAAUACAAGCCCAGACGAUGUGGUGAUUUGCCAGGCACUGAUGGACUAUAUGAACAGUGAGCUUGACAUCAAAGUUUAUUGGGAUACUUUAAACAAAAAUGGUAUAACAAAGGAAAGAUUAGCAAGCUACGACCACCCUAUUCACUCAGAGCCAAAUUUAACGAGGGAGCAGAAGGAGGGUCUACUACGCGACUUAACAAACUACAUGAGAAGCCUCAAGGCUGUUCACUCCGGUGCUGAUCUAGAAUCUGCUAUAGGAACCUGUACAGGGUACACGUCAGAGAGUCAGGGUUUCAUGGUUGGUGUCGAAGUGAAUCCUGUAAAGGGAUUACCAUCUGGAUUUUCUGAAUUGCUUAAGUUUGUCCUUGACCACAUUGAGGAUAAAUCAGUGGAAUCACUUGUUGAGGGUCUCUUGGAGGCAAGAGCUGCGCUUCGCCCUUUGCUCCUAGGCUCAACGGAUCGCUUGAAGGAUCUCAUAUUUUUGGACAUUGCUCUUGAUUCUACUGUUAGGACAGCAGUUGAAAGGUCAUAUGAAAAUCUGAACAAUGCAUCACCUCAGAAACUCAUGUACUUCAUCAGUCUAGUUGUUGAAAAUCUUGCGUUGUCCACUGAUGACAAUGAGGAUCUCCUAUACUGCUUAAAGGGAUGGAACCAUGCCCUUGAAAUGUCAAACAAAUCUGAUAAUCAGUGGGCAUUGUAUGCAAAAGCAUUUCUAGACAGAACUAGACUUGCACUUGCAACCAAGGGAGAAGAAUACCAUAAUAUUCUUCAGCCUUCAGCAGAAUACCUUGGUUCGUUACUUGGAAUUGAGCAAUGGACACUUAACAUAUUUACGGAGGAAAUUAUCCGUAGUGGAUCAGCCGCUUCAUUGUCCUUACUCCUCAAUCGUCUCGACCCUGUUCUUAGGAACGUUGCAAACCUAGGAAGUUGGCAGAUCAUAAGCCCAGUUGAAGUAGCGGGGUAUGUGGUUGCCGUAGACCAACUGCUCACUGUUCAAGACAAAUCUUAUGACAAACCCACAGUUUUGGUGGUAAAAGGUGUCAAGGGAGAGGAGGAAAUACCUGACGGCGUUGUCGCCGUCCUUACUCCAGAUAUGCCCGAUGUAUUGUCCCAUGUCUCAGUUCGAGCAAGGAAUAGCAAGGUAUUGUUUGCCACAUGCUUUGACCCAAAUAUCUUCUCUGAACUUCAACAAAAUGAAGGCAAGGUACUUUCACUAAAGCCAGGUUCUGUAGAUAUAAACUACAGAGAGAUUGCAGAGAAUGAACUAGUUUCAAGUUCCCCUGAUACAGCAGAUGGUCAAUCAGCACCAUCUCUGUCACUAGUGAAGAAGCAAUUUGUUGGAAAAUAUGCAAUAUCUGCUGACGAAUUCUCUGAUGAAAAGGUCGGAGCUAAAUCUCGGAAUAUAGCUUACCUCAACGGAAAGGUGCCAUCAUGGGUCAGUGUCCCAACGUCAGUUGCACUCCCAUUUGGAACCUUCGAAACAGUUUUGUCUGAUAAGACUAACAAGGAAGUAGCCGAAAAGGUACAGAUCCUAACGGACAAGCUCAAUCAAGGAGAAUUUGGUGCUCUUAAUGAAAUCCGAAAUGUUCUGCUGAACCUAACAGCUCCUACUGAUCUGGUGAAGGAGCUCAAGGAGAAGAUGCAAGGUUCUGGAAUGCCCUGGCCUGGAGAUGAAGGUGAACAGCGUUGGGAACAAGCAUGGAUGGCAAUCAAAAAGGUGUGGGCCUCAAAAUGGAAUGAAAGAGCAUACUUCAGCACCCGGAAAGUGAAGCUUGAUCAUGCCAACCUUUGCAUGUCGGUUCUUGUGCAAGAAGUUGUGGGUGCAGACUACGCUUUCGUGAUACAUACUACCAACCCAUCAUCUGGAGAGUCUUCAGAAAUAUACGCUGAAGUUGUUAAAGGGCUUGGGGAGACCCUUGUGGGAGCCUAUCCUGGUCGUGCAAUGAGCUUCGUCUGCAAGAAGGAUAAUCUUGACUCUCCCAAGGUAUUGGGAUAUCCAAGCAAGCCAAUUGGCCUCUUCAUAAAGAAGUCGGUCAUCUUCCGUUCUGACUCAAAUGGUGAGGACUUGGAAGGCUAUGCUGGGGCUGGACUCUAUGACAGUGUGCCUAUGGACAAGGAAGAAGAAGUUGUUCUUGAUUACACAAAUGAUCCCCUCAUUACAGAUUGCAGUUUCCGUAAUUCAAUACUCUCAAACAUUGCACGUGCUGGUCAUGCUAUUGAGGAGCUCUAUGGGUCUCCACAGGAUAUUGAAGGAGUGGUGAGGGAUGGAAAGAUCUACGUUGUGCAGACACGGCCACAAAUGUGAUUUACUGUUUACAGAAGUACGGUAUAGAAUAUGCAUGACAGCCCGUGCAUCUUAUAGAGUUCCCCAAUUGUGCAAUGUACUAAAACAUGCACAUACAUUUUUGGUGUUGGUAUACGAUGGCAAGUUAGAGAAUAAUAAAAGGAGGGUGUGAUUUAUCCCCAAGCAUAUAGAACUACAGAGUAAUAAGAGUGCACUACGAAGAAACCUAUCCAUAUAAGAAGUUCCAAAGAUCUCUGACAGAAAAGAAUGCAGCCUGCAAAUGAAGAUUAGAAGUGCUAUUGCUUGAAAGAGAAGCACUGCUCUUGGGAUGACUGAGAUAAACAGGUCAAAUCUAUUUCUACUCAUUUGAGGCCAUUACAAGAAACAAAGGUAACUGAGUUGUAACAAGGUAAUUGGUAAUGGCUGGCAGUUAUUGGCUACUGCAGAUAAGUUCCACAAAGUCCUCUGAUUCCUCGACCGGUGGAUUAUGGUCCAUGGUCAUAGGGUUUCUGCUAGUAUGGUGGAGAUGCAACUGUGAGGCAGGUUUAAUGUAGAUGGCCUCAGGUUUUCUUUCUUUUUGUGUAAGUUGAUCGGUUUGAAUGCUUGUCAUUGUGUUUAAUAAUAAAUAAAAUGUUUGCAUCAAUUGAUGCAGAGACCGGGGGUUUAAUUCUCUUGGACACCUGUCCUUCUAAUUCUUCAACACCAGAGCUUCCCACCUAAAUGUUUUCACAUAAUUGCUUUAGUUCAGGUGAUAAUGUGCGCGAAUCAUCACCUCGACAUCCCAGGGUCGAGACAAAAUAUAUUUUACACUAAAAGUUUCUGAAUUCAAAAUUCGUUUGGAAGUUUCGAGAGAAAAAUACCGAAAUUUUAAGAUUUUCCGGAAACUGGUUCUCUUGUUCCCUCGCGAAAAAAAAGCAAAAUUGAGAAAAACAAAACUUGUUCAAACACGUGCCUAGAUCGAAGUCAUCCUUUUGCAUGGGAAAAAAACUCAAUAGAUCUCAACAGUAUCCCCGGAGAUUGGAUCGACUGCAGAAAUAGCCUUCAUCGCAAAGGCGACACCUUUCCCCCAACUUAUCUGCAACAUAGUGGAGAUGCAACCGUGAGGCAGGUCCAAUGUGGAUGGCCCCGGGUUUUUUUUUCUUUGUAAGUUGACCGGUUUGAAUGCUUGUCAUUGUUUUAAUAAUAAAUAAUAUGUGUGCAUCAAUCGAUGCAGAGACUGGGGGUUUUCCUCCUUUUUGGAAAAAAAAAAAAAACUCUUGGCUGUCUCUCCUUCUAAUUCUUCAUCACCACAGUUUCGCACCUAAAUGGCGUGCCUAGAUCGAAGUCAUCCUUUGCAUGAGUAAAAACCUCAAUCCUUCUCAACAGUAUCCCUGGAGAUUAGAUCGGCUGCAGAAAUGGCCUUCAUCAUCAGGGCGAGACAUUGUCCCCAACUCUUCGUCAUCGUCACCCAUGUUCUCUAAUAACCUAUUGUCGAAGCCCACUAACACGACUUCUCCUCAAUCCAAUAUGCCCCCAUCUGUGAUAUUCAGGUGGCUUCUCAUCAAGGGCAAUCUCAAUACCAAGGCUAAAUUGUACUGCAGAAACAUCUCUCAGUGCCACUUCUUGAAAAUUUGGAAUGCCCACAACGCCAAAGUGUUCAGGAAUGUGGAUUGCAUGGACUAUGUUGUCUGCACCCUAACCGCACUGUUUGGACUUGUAUGUUUAAAGAACGUAGUGACAAGACCGUCGCUAUGUCUUGGAAGCAAUACCUGUCCUCACAUGCUUAGUGAGAAGGUCACAUGCUUCAUGCUUGUGUGCCCCUAUACAACUUUCGCUCUGGUUAAUGUAUUCAGGUGGUCUGGUGCCUAUUUACCAAAUGCAUAAGCUUUUAGCAUGAAUCACAUGGAUAGACACAACAUUAGUCAUUACUGACUCAAAUUAAAUUCAACAGAUAUGAUCCAUUAUCAAUUAAAAAACACCAUAAAAUUGCGACAACAAUGACAACAGGAGACAUAGUGCUCUCACCUGAUUCCUGAAACAAGUGGACAGAAGAUGAGAGAGCAUCCUGGCAAGAAAACGUUCCUUUUCAUGACCCACCACUCAAGGUAAUUCCUUUCAGGGUGAGAAGACAAGGCAACUCCAUGUCUCACUCUGCACCUUCAUAGUGCCUGCAGUCUGCAGAUCAGCGGCAGACACUGUAUUAUGGUCAAGCGUAAAGUUCUUCUUGGUACACAUCAGAACUUAAGCCGCUAUACAUUUUCGGCACCUUGCCCAUGUAUUGUCGAAAGAAGUCCCUCGCUGGGGUCCUGUGAGCACCAUCAGAAGCAGGGAGCAUUACGUCGAACACCUUGCGGCCAUGGCGUCCACACGGGAGCCCGCAGGUGCCCCGACCGGUACACACGACGAGUGCCGACUACCGGAAAGCGUGAGCCGGAAAACACACAGCGCCGCACCGCCGCCCUCCCUCCUCCUCCGGUGCUCCCGGCCUCCCCGGCCGCCGCCGGUCUACUCUCCAGAAGUCUACUGCAGGCCCGGGCUGAUGGGGCGUCCAUUCUUUUCCUCCCUGUACCGGGCCUUCAGUUUGGCCCAGUAUCAAGGUAACGCGAGAACGAACCGAUGUCGGAUACAUUAGUACCACACCGCUUACGAACAGGGACCCGAACCGAUUUAUAAGCUGGUUUGUAGGCUUUGUGUUCACCGUUCAGCAUGGAUGGUGAGCUAUCUCAAAAACAAUGAACAAUCAAUAAUUGUGAUUUCAUCAUGGCUUUGCUCAUUCAAGGGUGAGCUUUUUUUUUCUAUGUCCGUCUAAAACUAACUUUUUUAUGUCCAGACUAAAAUGAUACAUUUGACUUUUUUCUUAAUUCAUUGCGGAUAGAAGUUUUUUUCCCCUGCUUUGAUUUCUUAUUUCACUAUUCUGGGGUAUCAGAAAGAAUAUAUCUUCUACUCCCUCCGUUUCUAAAUGUAAGUCUUUGGAGAAAUUCCACUAUGAACCACAUACGGAUGAAUAUAGAUGCACUUUAGUGUGUAGAUUCAUUCAUUUUGCUCCGUAUCUAGUCCAUGGUGGAAUCUUUACAAAGACUUAUAUUUAGGAACGGAGGGAGUAUAACACUAUGCUUCCUAUUUUUAAAGAGCACACAUUUAAUUGAGGUCUUCAAUUGAAAUUGAGUCAUUCAAUUUUGACUGAGACAAUAAUUUCUCAAAGCUGUCUCGUUCAAUUCUUUUAUACUAUACACUAUGCUUCCCAAUUUUAAGUCCAAAAAAACAA